Molecule: messenger RNA, 705 nt
Organism: Belonocnema kinseyi
Lineage: Eukaryota; Metazoa; Arthropoda; Insecta; Hymenoptera; Cynipidae
Gene: PIG-F
Product: phosphatidylinositol-glycan biosynthesis class F protein
Exons: 1
Coding region: 1-705 (234 amino acids)
Biological process (GO): GPI anchor biosynthetic process
Cellular component (GO): endoplasmic reticulum membrane
Source: RefSeq, a predicted model, not a curated record
AUGCUUAUCGACAUUCUGCCAGGAGAGCAGCAUCUUUUGCUCAUCUAUUGCUCCUUUACCUGCAUUUACCUGCCCGGAAUCUUACUCUUGCUGAAAUUCACCAACAGUCUUUACGACGUCGGAACCUACAAAUUCAUCCCAAUCCUUUUCGCUCUCAUAUUUGCGGAAUUGGUCAAGGUAUGGUUCUCUCUUUUGCAAACGAACGAGGUGACUCUAAAAAAGACAGAAACCCGGGCCAACCCAAAGUCGAAAAAAUUGUGCACCAAGACUCUCAAAACUGGAUUUAAAUUUCUAGUUUCCACAUCUCUACUCUCAGCAAUUUACUACGUCGUGAUCGUUUUAUUUGGAGCGCCUAUACUCUCUCAUCAUGAAGAAACAAUUAUGCUGACUUUAACUUUAACAACUUUGACUUUCGUGCCAGCCUGUCUGCAUUUGGGAAUCGAUACUGCCCUCGCCCUUUUGUUCGGAAUGCAAGUCGGUAAUGGAAAUUUGUUUGCUGAGGCUGUGAAGACCAAUGUGAAAUUUACACUUUUGGGCACCUGGCUCGGGGCAAUUGCGAUUCCCCUCGAUUGGGAUCGACCCUGGCAAGCGUGGCCGGUUCCUUGUGUAACGAGUGCCUUGUUUGGCUAUAUUUUGGCCCAUGUUGUUACUUUAAUUAGCAUGUUACCGAUCAUGAAACAGGACAAGAGCAAGUCUCAUCGAUAA